Messenger RNA from Anolis carolinensis (green anole), 3865 nucleotides. RefSeq names its product tripartite motif containing 3 (gene trim3). Gene Ontology annotation, biological process: negative regulation of translation; protein polyubiquitination; proteasome-mediated ubiquitin-dependent protein catabolic process. The transcript has 12 exons. Gene Ontology annotation, molecular function: translation repressor activity; ubiquitin protein ligase activity; protein binding. Lineage: Eukaryota; Metazoa; Chordata; Lepidosauria; Squamata; Anolidae. The record is from RefSeq and is a predicted model, not a curated record. The coding region runs from base 374 to 2623 and encodes 749 amino acids.
CAGCCUGGGAGGGGUGGAUUGAUUGACAGAGGAGGCAGCAGAGAGACAGGCGCCCCUUUCUUAUAUCCUUAUACAUACCUAUCCCGGGUGAUGGACUGUUCCAUCCUCGCCGCCCCUUGAGGCUGGAGUGGUUCGCUCCAAAGGCGGCGGCACAGGCAGAGGCAGCAGCAGCAGCAGCAGGAAGGAAGGAAGGAAGAGAUUGCGCCCACUCCCCUGGAUGGGAAUGCAAUUAAUACAAUGCAAUUAAGGGGAGGGGGUGCACGCAGGGGACUGGCAUGCAUGAGAGGAAGACCCACCGGGUGAAGGCCUGAGGCCGCCUCCUCCUUUCCUUUCCUGCAGCCCGGCCGCCCUCCAGUCCUCCCCGUCCGCAGCCAUGGCGAAGCGGGAGUCCAGCGCCAGCCCUGUGGUGCGGCAGAUCGACAAGCAGUUCCUGGUGUGCAGCAUCUGCCUGGACCGCUACCACAACCCCAAGGUGCUGCCCUGCCUCCACACCUUCUGCGAGAGGUGCCUCCAGAACUAUAUCCCGCCCCAGAGCCUGACCCUCUCCUGCCCCGUCUGCCGCCAGACCUCCAUCCUCCCGGAGAAGGGGGUGGCCGCCCUCCAGAACAACUUCUUCAUCACCAACCUCAUGGAGGUGCUCCAGCGCCAGCCCGACAGCGCCAGCCACGAGGACACCGCCGCCGCCAUGCUGGACUCGGUCAGCGCCGUGCCGGGGAAGCCGCUCUCCUGCCCCAACCACGAAGGCAAGAUGAUGGAGUUUUACUGUGAGUCCUGCGAGACGGCCAUGUGCCAUGAAUGCACGGCCGCUGAGCACCGUGAGCACGUGACGGUGCCCUUGCGGGACGUGGUGGAGCAGCACAAGGCCUCGCUGCGGCAGCAGCUGGACGCUAUCAAGAGCCGGCUGCCCCAGCUGACCGCUGCCAUCGGGCUGGUCUCCGACAUCAGCCAGCAGCUGGUGGAGCGCAAGAACGACGCCGUGGCCGAGAUUGGGAGCACCUUUGCCGAGCUGGAGAAGGCCCUCCACCAGCGGAAGGGGCUGUUGGUCCGCGACCUGGAGGCCCUUUGCGGGGCCAAGCAGAAGGUGCUGCAGGCCCAGCUGGACACCCUGCGCCAGGGCCAGGAGAAUAUCCUCAGCAGCUGCAGCUUCACGGAGCAGGCGCUGGACCACGGCUCGGAGACGGAGGUGCUGCUGGUGAAGAAGCAGAUGAGUGAGCGGCUGAGUGAGCUAGCCGGCCGCGAGUUCCCCGAGCGGCCCCACGAGAACGCCCAGGUGGACUAUGUAGUGGAGACGGAGGGCGUGCGCAAGUCCAUCCUCAACCUGGGCGUGCUGCUCACCACCAGCGCCAUUGCCCACAAGACGGUGGCUACCGGGGAGGGCUUGCGCCAUGCGGUGGUAGGCCAGGCGGCCUCCCUCACCAUCACCACCAAGGACAAGGACGGGGAGCUGGUGCGCAGUGGGAGUGCCUGCCUGCGGGCGGAGGUGGCGGCUCCUGAUGGCACUGCCACGGACCACGAGGUGCUUGAUAACAAGAACGGCACCUAUGAGGUGGUCUACACACCACGCCACGAAGGUGACCACCUUCUCUCCAUCCAUCUCUAUGGGCAGCCAAUCCGGGGCAGCCCCUUCCGUGUCAAGGCUGUCAAGGCCUCCGAUGUGCCGCCCUCCCCAGAUGAUGUCAAGCGCCGUGUCAAGUCUCCCAGCAGCGGCCACAUCCGCCAAAAGGCCGUGCGCCGGCCCUCCAGCAUGUACAGCAGUGGCAAGAAGAAGGAGAACCCCAUCGAGGAUGAGCUAAUCUUCCGAGUCGGAACCCGGGGCCGGGAAAAGGGCGAAUUCACCAAUCUGCAGGGCAUUUCCACCUCCAGCAGUGGCCGCAUUGUAGUGGCCGACAGCAAUAACCAGUGCGUGCAGAUCUUCUCUAAUGAGGGACAGUUCCGUCUGCGCUUUGGGGUGCGGGGCCGCUCCCCCGGACAACUGCAGCGCCCCACAGGGGUCACUGUGGACCUCAAUGGGGACAUCAUCAUUGCCGACUAUGACAAUCGCUGGGUCAGCAUCUUCUCCCCUGAAGGCAAGUUCAAGACCAAGAUCGGGGCUGGCCGCUUGAUGGGACCAAAGGGGGUGGCGGUGGACCGCAACGGACACAUCAUUGUGGUGGACAACAAGGCCUGCUGCGUCUUCAUCUUCCAGUCCAACGGGAAGCUUGUGACUAAGUUUGGCAGCCGCGGCACCUCGGAGCGCCAGUUUGCAGGUACCCUCGAUGGGCCACACUUCGUUGCCGUCAACAACAAGAAUGAGAUCGUGGUGACCGACUUCCACAACCAUUCUGUGAAGGUGUACAGUGCCGACGGGGAGUUCCUCUUCAAGUUUGGAUCCCAUGGUGAGGGCAACGGACAGUUCAACGCGCCGACUGGCGUGGCUGUGGACUCCAACGGGAACAUCAUUGUGGCAGACUGGGGCAACAGCCGGAUCCAGGUCUUCGACAGCUCAGGCUCCUUCCUGUCCUACAUCAACACCACGGCGGACCCGCUGUAUGGGCCGCAGGGCCUGGCCCUGACCUCUGAUGGACACGUGGUGGUGGCGGACUCUGGCAACCACUGUUUCAAGGCUUACAGAUACCUGCAGUAGCCCCAGGGGCCGGGCGGGCUGGGCAGAGGGGGGGCGUUUCCCUCUGGCCCACCUGCUGCCCGAAAGGGGUGGACGAUGCGCUUGGGAAGGGCUGGCCCUUGGAUGGGGCCCCUCCCUCCCUGCACUGGGUCGUGGGGCUCCGGCAGCUGUGUGUGAUGGUGCCAAUUGCGACCAACCGAGGCAGCUACGCGUUCGGGGUAUGUCCUGGAGUGUGUGAAGGAGUGUGGCUUGCUCAGCUCCUCCUCCUCCAAGGGGCCGCCAUACAUUUCUGGCCUUUCCUGCGGGGGAAGUGGGACUGGCUCUGGGGUAGGCUCUGCAGCUCCAAGUCCCGCUUGUUGCCUCCUUCCACGCUCUUGUCCUUCUUUGUUCUGUCCCUCUUUGCCCUCCAUCUCCCUCGCUCACUUCCCUGGAUUCUCUCUGCACUUUAUCACUGUCCAGGGAAGAGGCCGAGGCUUCCCCUUUCUUUCCUUCCCAAUUUCUGUCUCUAUGAUUCCUGGGAAGCCGGGGUGAGAAGCACAAGCUUCAGCAGACAAAUAAAUGCCUGCAAAUGGGUGGGUGGGUGGGAAGGGUUGCACUUUGGGGAGCAGAGGGGUCCUUGCGCUGCCAUCAGCUUCACUGGGAGGGGAGGUCCCACCUUUGCUAGGAGUUGCAUAGCUGGGGGUGUAUAUGGGGGAGAGCCUCGUUCGUGCCAGCUUUGCAAGGGGUCCAAAAUCAACAUCUUCAGCCACCUUUUUCUCAACCAGGUCUGUGCCCCUUCCUUCCUUGACCUGGGGGGAGGGAUAUGGGGCGGUCUUGUUGCAUUUCCACCUGCACAGAGCUGCUAUUUCCCACUAGCUCUCUUCUGAAAAGGGGUUUCUUCCUGCCUUCUUGCUCUGGACCUGGCUCCCACUUUCCCUCUUGACAGUACACUGGGUGGAGUGGCCAGGAGGGUGGCGCAGCUCAUUCGGCUUUCCUUCGGCCACGUUGAGAACGCCCGCCUCUCUUCCACAGCCACUUUCCCUCCUUGUGUGGGGAUCUGCCCUCCUCCUUGACGCCCGAAUGGGCUGCCUUCACCUGAGGGCAAGCAGCAUCUCCAAGCAGAGGCUUCAGCCAGGCCCUUCCGCCAAGGUGACCCCUGCGCCCAACCCUCUGCUCCCCAGGCCUUCCUUCUGCACACACUCCUGGUUGGUUGGUUGGGCUGAACUGAGGCAGCAGCCAUGUGCUAACAAAUAUGUAUGUACAAAAUAAAGUAUUCUGAAAAUA